GGCAUCAGCAGUAAACGGCUCGGUGCAUGUGGCUGGAUCCUCUUUUCCCUUUCUUUGUUGCUGAUGAUCAUUACCUUCCCCAUCUCCAUAUGGAUGUGCUUGAAGAUCAUUAAGGAGUAUGAACGUGCUGUUGUAUUCCGACUGGGACGCAUCCAAGCUGACAAAGCCAGAGGGCCAGGUUUGAUCCUGGUCCUGCCCUGCAUAGAUGUAUUUGUCAAGGUUGAUCUCCGAACUGUUACUUGCAACAUUCCUCCACAAGAGAUCCUCACCAGAGACUCCGUGACUACUCAAGUGGAUGGAGUCGUCUAUUACAGAAUCUAUAGUGCUGUCUCAGCAGUGGCUAACGUCAACGAUGUCCACCAAGCCACAUUUCUGCUGGCUCAGACUACUCUGAGAAAUGUCUUAGGGACGCAGACCCUGUCCCAAAUUUUAGCUGGCCGAGAAGAGAUUGCCCAUAGCAUCCAGACCUUACUUGAUGAUGCUACCGAGCUGUGGGGGAUCCGGGUGGCCCGGGUGGAAAUCAAAGAUGUCCGGAUUCCGGUGCAGCUACAGCGGUCCAUGGCAGCGGAGGCUGAGGCCACCCGGGAAGCCAGGGCCAGGGUCCUUGCAGCGGAAGGAGAAAUGAAUGCUUCCAAAUCUCUGAAGUCAGCCUCCAUGGUGCUGGCCGAGUCCCCCAUAGCCCUGCAGCUGCGUUACCUGCAAACCCUAACCACCGUGGCCACGGAGAAGAAUUCCACCAUCGUGUUUCCUCUGCCCAUGAAUAUCCUGGAGGGCAUUGGUGGUGUCAGCUACCAUAAUCAACAGAAGGUUCCGAACAGAGCCUGAGGUCCUCCUGCUGUAGUCAGCCAUUGCUUGGGGGAGCUGUUUCUAUCUCUCCAGAGAACCCAGCACUUAGAAGUGCUGAGAGUUGCAACA
Molecule: messenger RNA, 915 nt
Organism: Odobenus rosmarus divergens (Pacific walrus)
Lineage: Eukaryota; Metazoa; Chordata; Mammalia; Carnivora; Odobenidae
Gene: STOML3
Product: stomatin (EPB72)-like 3
Exons: 6
Coding region: 64-825 (253 amino acids)
Cellular component (GO): plasma membrane
Source: RefSeq, a predicted model, not a curated record